CUUCCCACAGCCGCUACCGCUGCCUCCGCUGCCGCCGCUCCGCUUGGCCCAGCCGCCAGGCCCAGUGCUCACUUCGCCAGACCAGGGCGCUCUGCGGAGACACCCUCAAUCCUUCCUGGGGUCCGGGACGCCUAGCCGGGCGUGGGGGGAAGCUCCACUUGCGGGGUACAGGGAGGGAGGAGCCUGGAACCGGAGCCAGCGCCAGCCGACCCCGGAUCGACAAGACAGGACAGGUUGAGGGGCGUCGGGGAAGGAAGAGGGGGUGCUAUAGGCAGUCCCGGGGAGGACAAGGAAGCCCUGUCGCAGAAAGCUCUGAUGCGCUCUGACUUACAGCGGGUCUGUUCACAUUUGGGGACCCGUGACAACGUGGGUGCACUCCUCUCUCGGGGGGCUGGUUGGAUUGGAGGGCGUGGGAUCUAAACAGCACCAGCUGUCCCCGAGGAAAUUAGGGGCUGCCAGAAAAAAAAAGCCAAAAACCUAUGCUCCUUAUUCCGAGGUGACACAGGGCCCUCCAGACAACCACCUGGUGUAACCACUAGGAAGGGCGGAUUUGGAGGUGACUUCAAAAGGAGUGGAUGGUAACAAGCGCGCUCCGGGAGCCUGCCGGUUUUGGGGUGUCUCCUCCCGGGGCGCCAUGGCGGCACUGGCCAGCAGCCUGAUCCGGCAGAAGCGGGAGGUCCACGAGCCCGGGGGCAGCCGGCCCGUGUCGGCGCAGCGGCGCGUGUGUCCCCGCGGCACCAAGUCCCUUUGCCAGAAGCAGCUCCUCAUCCUGCUGUCCAAGGUGCGACUGUGCGGGGGGCGGCCCGCGCGGCCGGACCGCUGCCCGGAGCCUCAGCUCAAAGGCAUCGUCACCAAACUGUUCUGCCGCCAGGGUUUCUACCUCCAGGCGAAUCCCGAUGGGAGCAUCCAGGGCACCCCAGAGGACACCAGCUCUUUCACCCACUUCAACCUGAUCCCUGUGGGGCUCCGUGUAGUCACCAUCCAGAGUGCCAAGCUGGGUCACUACGUGGCCAUGAACGCUGAGGGGCUGCUCUACAGCUCGCCACAUUUCACAGCUGAGUGUCGCUUUAAGGAGUGCGUCUUUGAGAAUUACUAUGUCCUGUACGCCUCUGCUCUCUAUCGCCAGCGUCGUUCUGGCCGGGCCUGGUACCUGGGCCUGGACAAGGAGGGCCGAGUCAUGAAGGGAAAUCGAGUCAAGAAGACCAAGGCAGCCGCCCACUUUGUGCCCAAGCUCCUGGAGGUGGCUGUGUACCGGGAGCCUUCUCUCCACAGUGUCCCUGAGACCUCCCCUUCCAGUCCCCCUGCCCCCUGCCGUGUAGUCCCUGGACUGGAGGCUCCCUGCUCUAGCCACCACCACAGCCUGUCUCCCAGCCCUGCUUCUGGCCCUGCUCUCACCCCUGCUGCCACACUCAUGCCCUGAGCAGCCAUGUCCCACCAGGUGCUCUACCCUGAGGGAGCCUAGGGGCCGGCCAUGACUUCUGGGGCUGCUGAGACCCUUAGAUCCUUGGGCCCGGGAAAGGGGUCAGAGAGGGGGAUGUCUGAAAAUGGUCCUGGCUGAUCACUUCUUUCCUUCCACACUCACACCCUCCAAAGCCUUUUCCCAAGAUGGUGCGGGGGGGUUCCAAAACUGACAAAACCAGGGCAUAAAUCUUCCCCACCCCGGGCUCAGCCAGUUCCUGGAGCCCUUUGCCCUUUUCAUGGCCACCAAGCCAUAGACUUAUAGGUCCACUGCAGCUCAGGAUUAGUUUCCUUCUUUCACUACUCCACCUUUUGCCUUGUUCCAGACAGGCUCUGGAACACCAGGCACCCCAGCCAGGGCCAUUUCUGCACCCAGGGUCUGUGCUGGAACACAGGCAUGCUGCCAGGCUCUGUUCUGGAUCCAUCAGGCUUCUGUCCUUCACCCAGAUGGACCCCUGGUUUCCAAUUAGAGAGAGGCUGGAUUUGGGCCCUGUCCAGCUGUUGGUCUUGGCCUGAAUUGGGCCAGUCUCAGAUCACCACAGGUUUAAUUUUCUUACCCCAGAGACACCCAGUUCUAGAGCGUGGUGUUCUAGACACAUACAGAGCCAUACUUCCUUCUGAAUCUCAGCUCUAGGACAUAGACCACGACUCUCAGCCCUUCCCUCUAGGAUGGAACUAGAGCCUAUAUAGGCAUGUUAUUGCUCUAGAGUAAGAGUUCUAGACCCACGCUUCCACCUUCUCUAGUGAUACCUGUUAAGCAGGAGCUCUGGAAAGGACCCAGCUAUGAUUCACAAAGAACUAAGUCCAGAACUUCUUGUUUUCCCUAGACAAUUUUCCAAAAAUCUUAUUCUUCCUAUAGAAUGCUAACCUUAUUUUUUACAUGCAGUUUCUAGCUCCUGCAACUCAGCUGGGGUCCUGCCAGGGAACAGAGGCUGAGGAAGGGCAGAGGAGUUUUGGAAGGAAUCCCUGGCUCAUAGAAGGGCAGCUAGGAUGGGAAAGUGGCCAGAACCAUGGCAUGACUGGACCUGUGCCUGG
Messenger RNA from Lagenorhynchus albirostris (white-beaked dolphin), 2493 nucleotides. It is a transcript of the gene FGF11, whose product is annotated as fibroblast growth factor 11. Lineage: Eukaryota; Metazoa; Chordata; Mammalia; Artiodactyla; Delphinidae. The coding region runs from base 635 to 1420 and encodes 261 amino acids. Gene Ontology annotation, biological process: positive regulation of gene expression; positive regulation of cell population proliferation; animal organ morphogenesis. The transcript is spliced from 6 exons. The record is from RefSeq and is a predicted model, not a curated record. Gene Ontology annotation, molecular function: fibroblast growth factor receptor binding; growth factor activity. Gene Ontology annotation, cellular component: cytoplasm.